Talpa occidentalis (Iberian mole) is the source of this 5304-nucleotide messenger RNA. RefSeq names its product nuclear transcription factor, X-box binding like 1 (gene NFXL1). Gene Ontology annotation, biological process: regulation of DNA-templated transcription. Gene Ontology annotation, molecular function: DNA-binding transcription factor activity, RNA polymerase II-specific; RNA polymerase II transcription regulatory region sequence-specific DNA binding; zinc ion binding. The record is from RefSeq and is a predicted model, not a curated record. NCBI's taxonomy places the organism in Eukaryota, Metazoa, Chordata, Mammalia, Eulipotyphla, Talpidae. The transcript is spliced from 22 exons. Gene Ontology annotation, cellular component: nucleus. Bases 26 to 2779 code for a protein of 917 amino acids.
UUUUUCCCCCCUAACCUCUGCAGGGAUGGAAGCUUCCUGGCGCCAGGUGGCCGGUGGCCGAGGCCGCGCCCGAGGACGGGCCACGGCGGCCCCCUCCUCAGGAAAUGGGGUCCCCCUCCGCGGCGCCGGAGGAGGGCGAGGGAAAGGGUCGGUGGGCGUCGCUGGUUCUGGCCCCAGCCCGGGAGGAGCCGCGACCCCCGCGUCUGCCGGGAGCUCAGCCAAGCGCAGCCCGUCGGGAUCCGAAGCCCCGCGGACCUCCGUGGCCAGCGCUGAGCUAACGUCUCAUAGGAAAUUUGAAGAAAUCAAGAAGGCGAAUCAAGCAGCAGCCAAAAAACUUGUUGAAGAACACUUUAGCUCUUCAUCUGAAGAAGAAGGAGAUGAAGAUUUUGAAGGAAAACGGGGAAAAAUAGUUGCUAAUACAUUUACAACUUACACUACCCAGACAGAUGGAGAUACACGUGAAUUAGAGCGAACAAAGCAGUAUGUAAAUGAAGCUUUUCAAGCAGGGGCUAUGACAUGCUUAAUUUGUAUUGCUUCGGUGAAGAGAAACCAAGCAGUUUGGAGUUGUUCAGGAUGUUUCUGUAUUUUUCAUAUGCCCUGUAUCCAGAAGUGGGCUAAAGACAGCCAGUUUCUGGUAUCUUCUCCUUUGACAGAUGAUGACUUUGGAAAGAGAGAUUAUCCAUGGCCUUGUCCAAAAUGUAGGUUUGAAUACAAACAAUCUGACACACCUACUAGGUACUAUUGCUAUUGUGGAAAGGUAGAAGAUCCACCUUUAGAUCCAUGGCUUGUGCCUCAUUCAUGUGGCCAAGUAUGUGAGAGAGAAUUCAGACCUCCUUGUGGCCAUAAGUGUUUACUUCUCUGUCAUCCAGGUCCCUGUCCUCCCUGUCCAAAGAUGGUCACAACUACUUGUUACUGUAAGAAAGGAAAACCUAUUCCUCGUAGGUGCAGUGCCAAGGAAUGGUCUUGUCAGCUGCCUUGUGGACGGAAGUUGCUCUGUGGACAACAUAAAUGUGAAAAUCCUUGUCAUGCAGGGAGUUGUCAGCCCUGUCCCAGAGUUAGCAGACAAAAGUGUGUCUGUGGCAAACAAGUAGCUGAAAGAAGCUGUGCCAGUCCACUAUGGCACUGUGAGCAAGUUUGUGGGAAAACACUGCCAUGUGGUAAUCACACAUGCGAGCAAGUUUGCCAUGUUGGUGCUUGUGGAGAAUGUCCUCGAUCUGGGAAGAGGUUCUGUCCAUGUCAGAAGUCAAAAUUUUCUUUGCCUUGUACUGAAGAUGUGCCAACUUGUGGAGACAGUUGUGACAAAGUACUUGAAUGUGGAAUUCAUAGGUGUUCACAGCGUUGUCACCGAGGCCCUUGUGAAACUUGUAGACAAGAAGUGGAAAAGCAAUGUCGUUGUGGAAAGCAUACAAAACGAAUGCCCUGUCAUAAGCCUUAUCAGUGUGAAACUAAGUGUGUUAAGAUGCGUGACUGUCAGAAGCAUCAGUGUAGGAGAAAGUGUUGCCCUGGAAAUUGUCCACCAUGUGAUCAAAACUGUGGACGGACUUUAGGAUGUAGGAACCAUAAAUGUCCAUCUGUCUGCCACAGAGGCAGUUGCUAUCCCUGCCCAGAAACUGUCGAUGUGAAGUGCAAUUGUGGUAACACAAAGGUGACAGUACCCUGUGGCCGAGAACGUACCACAAAACCACCUAAGUGCAAAGAGCAAUGCAGUCGACCACCAACUUGCCAUCAUACAAGUCAAGAAAAGCAUCGCUGUCACUUUGGCUCAUGUCCACCAUGUCAUCAACCUUGCCAAAAAGUUUUGGAGAAAUGUGGUCACUUGUGUCCUGCUCCAUGUCAUGAUCAAGCAUUAAUAAAGCAAACUGGCAGGCACCAGCCUACAGGCCCUUGGGAACAGCCUUCUGAGCCAGCAUUUAUUCAGACUGCAUUACCUUGUCCUCCAUGUCAAAUUCCUAUUCCUAUGAUAUGUCUUGGGAAGCAUGAGGUGAGUCCUCUACCAUGCCAUGCUGUAGGACCCUACUCUUGUAAGAGAGUUUGUGGACGAACCUUAGAUUGUCAAAAUCAUACUUGUAUGAAAGAAUGCCACAAAGUAACUGAACCUGAUGGCAGCACUGACAAAAACAAGGCUGGCCCAGAAUGUCUUAAGUGUGAGGAAGGGUGCUCUAAAUCACGACCACUGGGUUGUCCUCAUCCAUGUGUUUUGCCAUGUCACCCUGGAGAAUGUCCCCCCUGUGUUCAGAUGCUUAGAAUAAAAUGUCACUGCAAGAUCACAAGCCUAUAUGUGGAAUGUAGAAAAAUAACUACAGCUGAUGUAAAUGAAAAGAACCUCCUCAGUUGUUGCAAAAAUCAGUGUCCUAAAGAGCUUCCUUGUGGUCAUAGAUGCAAAGAGAUGUGUCAUCCUGGUGAAUGUCCAUUUAAUUGCAACCAGAAGGUAAAACUUAGAUGUCCUUGUAAAAGAAUAAAAAAGGAAUUGCAGUGCAACAAAGUACGUGAAAACCACAUUUCAAUAGAAUGUGAUAGCAUGUGCAAGGAAAUGAAGCGGAAAGCAUUUGAGAUAAAAGAAGCAGAAGCCAAAGCUGCUCUUGAAGAGGAAAAACGAAGACAGCAGGCUGAACUGGAGGCUUUUGAAAACAGACUGAAGGGUCGCCGGAAGAAGAAUAAAAAAAGAGAUGAAGUGACAGUUGAGCUAACGCUAUGGCAAAAAUAUAAAUAUUAUCUUCUUCCAGUGUGUGCUGUUAUGGUUGUAGUAUUUGCAUGGUACAUAGUCCACAAUGUGGAUUAAAAUUUUUUAUCUGUUAAUAUACCUCAGAUUGAACUUAAAUUGUUAAAUUUGGAAUAUUAUAAAGUAUUUAUUGUAGAACAUGAUAGAUAUUCAUAUUCAUCUCUGUUUUCUCUUCCAGCUGUUCUUAGCAGGACAGAUGUUAAACUUUAUCUUAAUUAGCAUACUAGAAAUGGUAAUAUGACAUUGUUUAAUAGUAAAGGCAUGACUGAAAUUGCAAAAUAUUUCAUAAGGCAUAGUUAGUGACAGGGUAACAUCUUGUUCAUUGUGCUUCCUUGUAUUAACAUAGUUGUUCCAUUUACUACUUCAAACCAACAUUUUUUUGGGUAAAAUUAAGAUGAAACUGAGCCAUAUGUGCAAUAAGAGGAAUAUUUCACAAUGUUUUGGUUACUUAUUAAAAUAUACUUUUCUUGAUCAUGUAACUUUGUACUUUUUUAAAAAAAAUAAUUCCUGAAGAAGCCUUUUAAAUUGUAACAUGAAGCUAUAUAAUUAGAUUCCAAAGUUGGUUUAUUAGUGAGAAAUAUUUAUUAGUUAUCAAAGUGAAUUUUGGGAUAGUAUGUUCCUCAUAGGAAAAUACAGUUUUGGUUGUUUUUUUUUUUUUAAAAAGGCCAGGUCAAAUUCCUCCACAUGUGGCUGUUUCUUGUGUCAAAGCUUUUAACUGAAGUUAGCAUGUUUUAUAAAACUUCUAUGUGUCUUUUCAAAGUAAUGAUAAAAUAGAAAAUAAUAUUUAUAAGCAAUAAGUGCUGAGCACAAGGCUUAUGAGCUUUGUGUACUUAUUCUCAUUUCUUCUUACUGUGAUCCUUUAAGUAGAUUUCAGCUGGAGAUAACUAGUUCUUACGAAAACAGACUGAUAGAGAAAUAUCAGUAAGCCAAAUCUGUUUGAACUAUAAGUCAUUGUAAAUGGUCUUGCUAUUUAAUUUUUUGUAUGAUCGUUUUCAUUAAAAUUUUUCAUAACAAAUUUGUAAUCUAGAAUAUUUACUGUUUAAAAUAUUUGCCAAGUCUAUGGCUUUAGGCAGCCCAUAAGUAUCACUAUGUAAACUCUAUAAUAUAGUAUUUGGUAGGUGCUAAGAAGUGGUUCAAGUAUGUUUUAAACAGAAAUACAAAGAAGGCUUUUUAAAUUUUGCUGAAUUUAACUCAGAUUUUUAAAAUGCCCAUCAAUCAAAGAUUGACUAUGUCUAGAAUAAAAGAGCAGUCAUUCCUUUAUGCACUUUCAUGUUUUGAUUUUAGACUUUUUUACCUUUCCCAACAAUAGAGUUUACUGGGUUAAUGUUUCAGAAGCUCUAAAUUAGAUUCGCCACACUCAAGUCUUACCUUACUCUAAAAUGAAUAUUAAAGAAUAUGAAUAACUAAGUGUUUACUUGGGAAGAUAUUUUCAUGUAUUUCAGAAUCUUGGCCUAUAAAGCCAAAACCUAGUUCGUGACUGUUGGUUUUCUAUUUUUGCUGUUUUCUUUAAUUUGUAGGAAAGAACUUAGUGAAAAGAUUGAGUGAAAGAUAAAUUAAGCUGUUUGCUGUUCUUUGUUUGCUUGACUGUAGCUCAGACUUAAUUAACUUACCCAAAGUCACACGGCUAUUCCUUUUUUUACAAAAGGUGUUUCCUGUGUGACAGGUACUUUGCAGGUAUUGGAGAUAGAAUGGUGAUCUUUUCUCUCGAGGGCUAAUACGGAGUGAAAGAGAGCAAGCAAGAAAUAGGCAUACACAUAAAGGAGUAUGAUUGCAUAUGGAGUUGAGUGUUGCUGAAAAUAGAGAAAAUUUUCAGAAAGUGAUGAAAGUGGAGGUGAAAAGUCACUAGUUAGUUUAGAUUGAGAAAAUUCCUCUAAGGAGGACAGUUGAGUUAUGACUGACUGACCAUUAUUUGAAGAUCUGAGAGAAAAGUUUAUGAAAGAGAAAAAGCAGCAAGCCCUAGGUUUGGAGAGCAGCUUAGCAUGAUAGAGGAACAGAGAGAAUAACUGGGGUGGCUGAAGCACUAUGAUGAGGUAGGGAGAGUGAGUCUACAGCCAGCUCAUAGUGUGCUUGAUGGACCGUGGCAAGGAACUGGAGUUCUGUUUAGUUGCAGUUGGCAUUGUUGGAAGGCUUAGCCUGGGGAUUAUGUUUUUGUUUUUGUUUGUUUUACAAGUGCAGCCUGCUGACUUCUAUGCAGAGAAAAUACUGUAAGGAGGACAGGGUAAAAGCAAGGAGGGAGUUGAGUUGGGAGGCAGUCCAGGUUGGUGCUAGGGAUCAAAACAGGGAUGUGAUGUGUAGCUCAGUUGCCAUGGUUCUCCCUUGCCCAGAAUGAGUGGGUGAGGACUCUGCAGAAACAACUGCAUGAUGAAUAGGAAGGACUGAUUGAAACAGGAGAGAGGAAAUAAAUAAACUCUUCAAGGUCAAAAUGAAGUUAAAUUUGGUCUAAAUACUUAUUUGUUCUGAGGGAAACAAAACAGUACUAUUGUCCUAUUUGCUUUACUCUGAGCCAGUUUGAGAAGGAAUGGGAAAUAACUACUAAGAAUGACAUAGAUAAAAUUGUGAACAUGAUGAUCUUAUUUUCUUAUUGU